GAACUAGUUUAUAUCAACUCAGUUGAUGUGAUCUUACCGAUAUCAAAGGUGUUUAACAGCUGCAGUCCCGUGUACUCGUUGCAAACUGAACUUAAAUUGUGUCAAGCUCUACGCUGCUUUGCUAUGGCAAGUGGGAAUGCUUGUUGCAGCUGUCUUUAAAUUUAAAUUUGGAUGUCUUUAAAUGAAUUAAAUAUGAACAUGAAUAAUGCAGCUGGUAACCUAGCCUUUCUGCAAUUAAAUGCAAACUUUUUCAUUUUGUCUCUAUGCUUCCAGGUUUUGAUAUGCUGCAGUAUUUGUACUGACUUUGCUGUCUGGUAGGAAUGAUGGGGAACUAGAGCUCAUGACAGUUCAGUGGAGCUGUUGGCACUUUUGAUAUCUUGACAUCUUCAGUUAUCUAAAAUCAAGCCAGUCCCAGGAUAAGGACAGCAGCAGGGGAUAUAAUGCGGAAACCAGGCCCUCAAAAAGCCAUAGACUGGAAAGAUGGUAAAAAGCACAAGUACAGCCGCCCGUCAGAGUCUCCCUCCCAGUACCAAGGUCACUUCACCUGGGAGAAAUACCUGAAAGAGACAUGUGCCAUCCCAGCUCCUGCCCAUUGCUUCAAGCAGUCAUACACGCCACCUGCAAACGAAUUCAAGAUCAGCAUGAAACUAGAAGCCCAGGACCCCAGGAACACCACAUCCACUUGCAUUGCCACGGUGGUGGGUCUGACAGGCGCUCGCCUCCGCCUGCGUCUCGAUGGCAGCGAUAACAAGAAUGACUUCUGGCGGCUGGUGGACUCUGCUGAAAUCCAGCCCAUAGGAAACUGUGAGAAGAAUGGGGGGAUGCUGCAGCCUCCACUGGGCUUCCGGCUGAAUGCCUCCUCUUGGCCCAUGUUCCUUCUGAAGACUCUGAAUGGAGCAGAGAUGGCUCCUGUCCGGAUUUUUCACAAGGAACCACCAUCUCCAUCCCAAAACUUCUUCAAGACAGGUAUGAAGCUGGAGGCAGUGGACAGGAAGAACCCUCACUUCAUCUGCCCGGCCACCAUUGGGGAGGUGAGAGGUUCUGAGGUCCUCAUAACAUUUGAUGGCUGGAGAGGUGCCUUCGAUUACUGGUGCCGAUAUGAUUCCCGGGACAUCUUUCCCGUAGGCUGGUGCUCGCUGACUGGAGAUAAUCUGCAGCCUCCUGGAACAAAAGUUGUGAUUCCAAAGAGCCCUUUACCUGCCUCCGAAGUAAACUCGGAGAAACCUAGCAUGCACAGUAGCACAAAGACUGUUUUGGGGCAUCAACAAGGGCAAAGGCGUCGCAAAACAGGGAAGAAGCGUGGUCGAACGACCAAAGCGCUAAUCCAUCACCCCAUGCCUACACCCUCCAAGUCAGUGGAGCCUUUGAAAUUCCCCAGAAAGAGAGGCCCAAAGCCUGGCAGUAAGAGGAAACCUAGGACAUUGCUGAACCCAGCUCCCACUUCUCCAACAACCAGUACCCCAGAACCAGACACAAGCACUGUGCCCCAGGACGCUGCUACAAUCCCCAGCUCUGCCAUGCAGGCUCCCACAGUUUGCAUUUACUUGAACAAGAACGGCAGCACUGGGCCCCACCUAGACAAGAAGAAAGUUCAGCAGCUGCCGGAUCAUUUUGGACCAGCUCGAGCUUCUGUUGUCCUGCAGCAAGCAGUGCAGGCCUGCAUUGAUUGCGCUUAUCAUCAGAAAACAGUCUUCUCCUUCUUAAAACAAGGCCACGGGGGAGAGGUCAUCUCAGCUGUGUUUGAUCGGGAACAGCACACUCUGAACCUGCCAGCAGUAAACAGUAUCACCUACGUCCUCCGCUUCCUGGAGAAGCUCUGCCACAAUCUCCGCAGUGACAACCUCUUUGGGAACCAGCCUUUCACUCAGAACAGCCACAUGCAGCGCUCACACGAGUACGACCACGACAGGUAUCUACCAGACAGAAGCAGUUCGUUAGACGGCACUCUGCAGGGACCAGGCCGGGGUACAAAGCGAUAUUCCCAAGAUUCCCCUCCAUACAGUGCUCCUCUCUCCCCCAAGUUACCAAAGAAUGACCGUCACCCUUUGGAAGGUGAAACCUUUGUUCUGGGAGAUGGCCUCCCAGGGCCCUUGGAGCCUCGCCUGGACCCCAUGGACUCUGCCUUGAACUCUGUCAAUUCAUCCAGCCACAGCAGGAGCUCCAGAGACUAUCGCCUGCAAGGAUACAGGCACCUGCACCAACCCUCUAGCCUCACUCAGGGCAGUACCUCUGCCUUGCGUAGGCUUAGCUCUGGGGGUUCAGACAGAUACCUUGGAUCUCGGGAUGUCUCGCGGCUGAACAGCCGAGACCCCUCGUCCUGGACAGUGGAGGAGGUGAUGCAGUUCAUUCGAGAAGCAGAUCCACAGCUGGGACCCCACGCUGACCUCUUUCGAAAGCAUGAGAUCGACGGAAAAGCCCUGCUCUUGCUGCGGAGCGACAUGAUGAUGAAGUACAUGGGGCUGAAGCUGGGGCCAGCCCUAAAGCUAACCUACCACAUUGACAAGCUAAAGCAAGGCAAGUUCUGAGAGGACGCUUGGCAGGACAGAUCCUGGAAGCUCUGCUCCUGGCCACCCACACCCGCACUCACCUGCAGACAGGUACGCAUGCACACACACCCAUCCACACCGCCGAAGGACGCCUCUCCGACCCCGGCCUGCUGCAGGGACCAGCCGCCCGCCCCAGCCCCCGGCAGCCGGGCCCCACGGGCCCUGGCAAGGAGGCCGGCACUCGGCUGGCCCUGGGCUCCACACCCAGCGUGUCGUGGACAUCUGAGCACCAAGCUGGUGCCGCUCUGCAGGCUCCUGGUCCCACUGCCCUGGGACUGAGGAGCUGCUGGGCAGGAGCAGUGGCAGAGCCCUCGGGACAGGGCUUGUGCUGGCUCCUCUCCCUCUCGCUGUGCUGCAGGAGCACCCAGCCAGCCCUGCUCUCCCAGCCUUGCCUGCUCCGGGCAGCCCGCGGUGCCCAGCCCCUUGGACACUUUGUGCUUUGCUGUGCCCCCAUGGGCAGCCUGCCUGCAAGAGGGACAGCACCUGCAACCGCACUCAGCCCUCAGUAGCAUGGCAGCUGGCUUAGAGCAGCAACCACCCCACUCCCUGUCUUCCACAAGAGCCCAUCCGCCCACCCCCGGGCACCCUCACUGCCCGAGCACUGCCUGCCCCUCCCCCCCUGGCCUUCCAUGUGCUGGGGACGCUGGGCUGGUGAGGAAGGCCUUCAUAUUUAUUUCUGACUGGGGAAGCUGGGGAUGCCAUGCGGCCAAGGAGAUGGAGCGAGCCAUGGGAAAGCUGAGGAGCGUGUCUGGGUCUGGCGUACCCGUGGCAAGGAUGCAUCUGGGUCAGCAUUGGAGGCUGGCUGGAUGCUGUAGGACUCGACUGAUCCUUCUCUC
Molecule: messenger RNA, 3382 nt
Organism: Oxyura jamaicensis (ruddy duck)
Lineage: Eukaryota; Metazoa; Chordata; Aves; Anseriformes; Anatidae
Gene: SCMH1
Product: Scm polycomb group protein homolog 1
Exons: 15
Coding region: 441-2525 (694 amino acids)
Biological process (GO): regulation of DNA-templated transcription
Cellular component (GO): nucleus
Molecular function (GO): protein binding
Source: RefSeq, a predicted model, not a curated record